Microtus oregoni (creeping vole) is the source of this 3720-nucleotide messenger RNA. RefSeq names its product myotrophin (gene Mtpn). Gene Ontology annotation, cellular component: cytoplasm; nucleus. Gene Ontology annotation, biological process: regulation of barbed-end actin filament capping. The record is from RefSeq and is a predicted model, not a curated record. Gene Ontology annotation, molecular function: protein binding. The transcript is spliced from 4 exons. Bases 249 to 605 code for a protein of 118 amino acids. NCBI's taxonomy places the organism in Eukaryota, Metazoa, Chordata, Mammalia, Rodentia, Cricetidae.
AAGAGGAAGUUGGAGGCGGGUCCUAGCGGGGCGUGAACCGGAAGUGCAAACGUCCUGCUUCUCCCCCAGCCAGGCGGAACCUGUUCGGCUGGGCCCAGCGGCUGCAAAAGAACUUUCUCCCGCCCCAACGGUCGUCGCGGCCCACAGCCUCGCCCACGCGGCGGCCCGAGGCGCGUCGUUUCCUCGUGUCCCCUUGUUGGGCGUACCCGCCACUUGUGCCCGGCCUGCCGGCCCAGCCCGCUGCAGUGAUGUGCGACAAGGAGUUCAUGUGGGCCCUGAAGAACGGAGACUUGGACGAGGUGAAGGACUAUGUGGCCAAGGGAGAAGAUGUUAACCGGACACUAGAAGGUGGAAGGAAGCCUCUUCAUUACGCAGCAGAUUGUGGACAGCUGGAAAUCCUGGAAUUUCUGCUGCUGAAAGGAGCAGAUAUUAAUGCUCCAGAUAAACAUCAUAUUACCCCUCUUCUGUCUGCUGUCUAUGAGGGUCAUGUUUCCUGUGUGAAAUUGCUUCUGUCAAAGGGUGCUGAUAAGACUGUGAAAGGCCCAGAUGGACUGACUGCCCUUGAAGCCACUGACAACCAGGCAAUCAAAGCUCUUCUCCAGUAAUGGAUGGAUGGACUGAUAACUUGGGAAGAAUAACUCUCCUGUGGCCUCACACUGCUGCCUGUCUGUCUGUCACUUUCUAUCUGCCAGCUUCUUCAGCUAAAUACUUUAAGAAGGGUGAGAGGAGAGAGAAAUUCAUAACAAGUCAGACUACCAAAGGGGGAAAACGUGUUUUGGAGGAGCAGUGGGGAAUGUAAUCGGGCUUUUACUGGGAUUCCUGAUCAAACCAGCCUCUUUUCCAUUUCUAGUAAAAUAUACAGCUUAUAUUCCCAAGGGAGAGCAAAAAUACAGUGUGGGGAUCAUUGGACCUUCUCAGCUCCCUAGCUAAUUUAUUAAUUAGUGUGUUGAAGGUCUGGCCAUACAAGGCCGACUCUACUUAUUGGGCAGCCCUAGCUGUGAACAGUAAUGGCUGCUGUUAAUGUCAACUUAGGGUGCUGAGAUAAGCAAUUAGCUACAGCCUUCUGCCUUAAGAAUGCACUCUCCUGGGGGUUUCUGGCUAGGUAAGAGCGCUGCUAUGGUUAGUGACCAAAAUCUUGAAUGACUUAAAUAUUUUUGUGAAAGCUCAGAUAAGUAGCGCACCCCUAAAUUGCUGGAUGACUAAACUUUGGAUUUUCUCUCCCCUUUCACAUCAAUUUUAUGUCUCGUUAGAUAAAACUGACUAGUUUUAUUUAUAAAAUGUUAAAUUCUAGGAGCCUAAAGGAGGAAUCAUUCCAGUAUGCUUAUUUCUUUUUUUUUUUCUCCUUUAGACUUAGACAUUUAUAUAACAUUGAAACACUUUGAGACUCCUGCUGGUAGUAAAAGGAGAUUUAAAAAUAAAUCAUAGCCAUAAACGUGUUAGUAUCUUAUAAAGAGAGAACAGUUGUCUUAGUACUUACGGAUUGUCUUCAUUUGCUGUUUGAGUGAAUCAGCCUUAGUUGUGUUUUGAGAAUGAAGAAUAUUCUUUGGGAUGCCUCUCUGAGACCUACCAUGGAUGCUGAUUUUUUUUUUUUAUUUUUUAUUUUUAGUGCACCAAAGCUAUCACUGGGGUGAGAUGCACUAUUUGAAUAGAUGGAACCUCAUCCCUUCAAAAAUGUGCUUGUUACCAGGUCUCCCUGAGCUGUUGAUUGACUCUAGCUGGGCCAACACUGCUUCACCUCUGUAGUGUUUUUUCUUUUAACAAUCAUACAUUGCAUACAAGUGACAACUUCACAAUACAGUCUGUGUUCUUAGAAUACAGUGCCCUAAAAUGGUGUUCUUAGGACCUGCAGAAAAUUUAGACUUAUCUCUAAAUUUUAAUUCAUGAAUGAUAAAUGAUUAAAUUUGAUAUCCUACAUUUAAAGUAUUAGGAUUUCUUUGACUUGCCAUUCAUACAGGCUUACAAAAACUAUUACAGUCUUUCCUUAGCCAAGUCAUGCAAUAAUUGAAUGUACCUCAAAUUUUUAAAGGGUGGGUGGGAUAGGGACUUAUAUUCAGAUUAUGGAUAAUUAAAAAACUAAUAUGAUUUUUUUUAAGGCAAUGUAGCAUUCUAUUAAUAGUUAAACUAUUACCACGAACAGCCUGGCUAAAUAACUUUUGAUCAGUUGAUGGAUGGAUGGUUGGUGUGUGUGUGUGUGUGUGUGUGUGUGUGUGUGUGUGUGUUUUCUCCCAUGAACUCUUUUUUAUCCUGUGGCUUUUUCACUUUCAACUAGCCUGACCCUGUAAUUUUUCUAUGUCCAAGAAAACAAUCAUGAAACAGUAGUUUAAAUAUUUUGGUGUAUUUGGCUAACUCUGCUGUCUUAAUGCAACCUACUAGAGUUGGACAUCCUACACUUGAUCUUAGCCAAAAGGCCACAAAGCUUAGAGUUGGACAUCCUGAUAGUAAGUGGAGGACACUCAUCAGUCUGUAACUAUCAAUGUAAUGGAACAGGGUGUUUUUGAGACCUUGGUUUUCACCUCCUGGCAUACUGCUAUUUUAAAGGCUUGAAUUUUAACCCUUUACACAAUUUUUGGUUUUUCUUUCAGAGUGUUUUGUUAGAGUUGGCUAUUGCAGAGAAUAUAUUGUCUUAUCAUUCCUAACCUUGGGUCUGCUUUCUACAGUCAUUAUGGUACUGAAACCAUAGGAUUCUUUGUACAGUUUAUCCUGGUGUUCCUUGUAAUGCAGUAAGGGACUGUUUUGCCUCCCACCCCCCUUUGUUGGCCAUUUUGUAAACCGUAGCUAUGAAGUGAUUGCUUGCAAAAAUAGCAUAUAAACAUAGACUAGGAUAGACUGACCAGGAUGGUUUACAGUUUCUUUAAAAAAUAAAAUAAAAAAUAAAAAAACUAGGUUAUUUAUAAUGUAUUUCUGAAUCACUUGGCAGAGAAAUUCAUGACACUUAAUGUUAAUAUUUUUGAAUAAAGGAAGCUAAAAUGUCUGCUUUUGGUACUACAUGCAUUAAUAAAAGGUUAAGUUUUGUUCUCCACUAAAGUACUAUUUAACAUCUAGAAAAAAUCUGCAUGUUCUAUAGUUUUAUAUCAGAUCCAUCAUUUCAUAUGCACUGUAUCAAAUAAAAACAGAUAAUUUGCCUAUUGGUGGUUAGCGUACUAACAAAUCCCCCCACAGCUUCAUGCCGGCAUCUAUAGAUUUGAGUUCUAAUACAGCACUUGCAUAUCCCAGCUCACCUGUCUGGAAGCAGCUGCACACGAAGAAAGGCAGUAACUGCAGCAUGUGGAAGCUCAAACUAGUAGCCUUCUAGUCAUUUCUUCUUUUCCCCCGAUAACGAAGCUUCAAUUUGUGUGUACUUGAUUUUUUUUUAACUUCAGCUCAGCUGCUGUUUUCUUCAUGUAAUAUUGUAUACUUGGUUGUGUAUAGAAGAAGCUGGUAAGAGUGCCCUCCUACAUAAAUAAGCAAUUGCAGUGUUUUGCAUGCAAAAUUUAAAAAUUUAAAUUGUCCUGAUUCUAUUUUGUAAAUGGAGAAACAAUCAAUCUUUCUAAGCAGUAUGGAGGAAGACUAGUGCUCUGUGCAUUUUUGGUAUAUCUGAGUUCAUGGUUACACAAUGUCAUUCCUUUGACACAGUUGGGUUUUUCAUAAGUAUCCUAGUUCAUGUACAUCCGAAUGCUAACUAAUACUGUGUUUAAGUUUCGUGUUGCAAGAACAAAUGGAAUAAACUUGAAUUGUGCUACA